AUGGGUCAUAUUCACGUUAUUGUUACCAUACAAACUAAUGAAAAAAGCUGUUUAACUCCACAAUAUUUUUAUGAGUGUAAUAAUGUCACUGAUACUUCUUCAAGCUCUAGUGCUGCAAUUUCAAGACCAUCAGUUAUGGGAUGGAACAAUAAAGAAAUAAUUCAAAAAUUCUAUGAAGGUUUUGAAUGGAUUCCAUUUUCUUUUAGUGUGGAUUCAAAACUUGCAAAAGUGUUUAUAGGAACAACACCUGAUGAGGUAUGGAAAAAAUCUGGAUUUAUACAAAAAUUUAAAGGACGAGAACUUAUUGGAUUGUUAAAUAAAAAAACACAAGAAAUAUUAUGCAAUUAUAGAGUUCCAAAAUUAAAAAAAUAUUAUUCAAUAAAUUAUGAAUUUAAUGAACGCGAAUGGUGUGCAUGGCGUUCAUUUCUUCAAGCUAUUGGAUAUACAGAUAUUACUCCUUGGACUAAAGAAGAAUCAAAGUUUCAAAUAUGGACGCGAGAAUCAGAUUCAACAAAUGACAAAGUAACAUUAGAAAAUUUGUAUAAAUUAGGAUUUCUUGUUGAAAUUUCAGUUUGUGCAUCAAAUACAACUCAAAUUUUUUGGUCAUGUCAAACUCAUACUAUUUCAGAAGCAAGGAAACAUGCUAGACUUAAUGGUUGGGGUAUGCCUUCUAGACUAAAAUUUACAUCAGAAAAAUUAGAACAAUUUGAAAAAAUUUUUAUGGACAAAGAUAUUGCAAAUAUGAGUUCAUACAAAAGUGACAAUAAAAGAGGUCUUCCUAUUUUAUACUUACAAGAUCAAAAGCAAACAUUACGGGAACGAUUUCAUGAAUACUAUUCAAAUGAUAUUUAUUAG
Molecule: messenger RNA, 855 nt
Organism: Diversispora eburnea
Lineage: Eukaryota; Fungi; Glomeromycota; Glomeromycetes; Diversisporales; Diversisporaceae
Source: the annotation of a GenBank genome assembly